Messenger RNA from Neltuma alba, 507 nucleotides. Its product is annotated as sericin-1-like. The transcript is spliced from 3 exons. NCBI's taxonomy places the organism in Eukaryota, Viridiplantae, Streptophyta, Magnoliopsida, Fabales, Fabaceae. The coding region runs from base 1 to 507 and encodes 168 amino acids. The record is from RefSeq and is a predicted model, not a curated record.
AUGGGGCAGGGGUCGCCAGUCAUUGAAAAAGCAGCAGCAGGAGCAGCAAGAGCAGCAGCAGCAGGAGUAGCAGCAGUAGCAGCAAUAGCAGCAGUAGCAGUAGUGGUAGUAGUAGUGGUAGUAGUAGUCGUAGCAGCAGGAGCAGCAGCAGUAGCAGGAGCAGGAGCAGCAGGAGCAGGAGCAGUAGGAGUAGGAGCAGUAGGAGUAGUAGGAGUAGGAGCAGUAGGAGUAGUGGUAGUAGUAGUAGUGGGUGGUAGUAGUAGUAGUAGUAGUAGUCGUAGUAGUCGUAGUCGUCGUAGUAGUGGUAGUGGUAGUGGUAGUGGUAGUGGUAGUGGUAGUGGUAGUGGUAGUGGUAGUAGUGGUAGUAGUAGUGGUAGUAGUAGUGGUACUCGUAGUAGUAGUGGUAGUAGUGGUGGUAGUGGUAGUAGUGUUCCCAAAGAAAUUUUGGCUUUGACUGUGCCGUCAUUAAGAAUAAGUGCAACCUUACAAUUUUGUGAGAAACAUUGA